Molecule: messenger RNA, 1137 nt
Organism: Phycomyces blakesleeanus NRRL 1555(-)
Lineage: Eukaryota; Fungi; Mucoromycota; Mucoromycetes; Mucorales; Phycomycetaceae
Exons: 6
Coding region: 36-1106 (356 amino acids)
Cellular component (GO): nucleus
Source: RefSeq, a predicted model, not a curated record
AAAAAAAGAAGAAGGAAAGAAAAGAAAGCGUUGAUAUGGAGGAAUUCAUGGACGUUGAUGGGAUUGAAUUUAUCCAACAAGUGAAUCAAGAGAUUGCCAGUCUACGUGCUCAUCAAACGAACAGUUCUCAAUUUUACAAAGGCGAUUCACUUUCAACUCUUUUGUUAAAUGGAUCACAUUCUAAUGAUUCCUCUUCACCUGUUCAAUCCCAACCGUUGGUUUCACCAACAGGAAUAGAGCAGUGUCAUCAAGUAAUCGUAUUGGAUACCAACUUCUUAAUCUCCAACCUUGGUUAUCUACAGUCGCUUUUGACUAAGACUGCUUUACAUCCUAAUGUGAUCACCUUGGUAGUCCCUUGGGCUGUUGUUCGUGAAUUAGAUGGAUUAAAGUAUGCAAAGUCCAGGGACAAAAAUGGUGGUGCUACCUUGGGAGAAUUGGCGCGGACAGUAAUGAGGUUUCUUGAAAAAGAACUUCGCAACAAGACACCCUGCUUAAGAGGACAAAAGAGCAAUGAAAUAUACGAUCCUAAAGCAAAAAAAGCACUUGGAGACGAUUCUAUUUUGGAUUGUUGCAUGUACUUUAUGCAUAGCGUGUCAAAAUAUGUAACUCUUUUUUCCAAUGACCGGAAUCUUUCUAUCAAAGCUAUGAUCCAUGGAAUCGAUACUCUUUCGUCUGAGACGAGGGAUAAAAUGAAUACUUUUCUUGUGUGCGCAUCAAAAGGUCUUUUACCCGCUUUAUAUACCGAGCAGCCAAAGGUCCCUGAUCAACAAACGUCAAAAUGGGAACCAAAGCGAAAAAACAAAAAAAAACCAAAAGAUGGAUCUGUAAAAACACAGACAGUUAGCCAGGCACAUGAACUCAAAGAAAACAAUUCUAUGGAAAUAGAUCAUAAUCCCCCAGUUGAGCAAUUUCAAUUUAUCGAUGAAGAUGUUGAUAUGAUGGAAGAUGACAUGGAAAAUACUCUGGAAAAUGUUGACGCUUGGAGCGAAUUUCCAGAACCAGCAGUAUCAGAGACUAUUAUACCAUCCCAUCCUCUGAAUAAGUUAGAUACUUCAAAAGAAGAUCGAUCUAUAUGGACCUCUAAAUAUGCUCCUAGACAACGAUAGGACAAUAGAAAUAAUAUAUAUAUAUAUAUAU